Messenger RNA from Priceomyces carsonii, 1110 nucleotides. It is a transcript of the gene MTG1, whose product is annotated as putative GTPase. Gene Ontology annotation, molecular function: GTP binding; GTPase activity. Lineage: Eukaryota; Fungi; Ascomycota; Pichiomycetes; Serinales; Debaryomycetaceae. The transcript has a single exon. Gene Ontology annotation, biological process: mitochondrial translation. The record is from RefSeq and is a predicted model, not a curated record. The coding region runs from base 1 to 1110 and encodes 369 amino acids. Gene Ontology annotation, cellular component: mitochondrion.
AUGAGCUUUGUGCCUCGUAAGGUUUUCCCGAAGUAUAACUUGCCUUUGUCUAACUUCAAGGGGCAUCACCAAAAAGCCUUAACGAAGUUUGGGCAUUUAGCCCCUCAAAUUGACUUGGUUCUUGAAGUGAGAGAUUCGAGAGCCCCCAUAUCAACCACAAAUGUUCUCUUUGAUAGGGUACUAGCAAAAAAGAAGAAGAUCAUAUUGUACAGUAAGAAGGAUUUAUCAAUAUUGAAGCAACGAUCACUUGAUAAAUGGCACAAAUCAAAUAACGAAGAAUACUUGUUCAUAGACUGUCGGAAUAAGAAAGAUGCAAAAAACAUCAUUGAACUAGUUCGUGAAGAUUACCAAUCUAUGGUACCUCCACCUCCUUUAGGUUUACGGCUUAUGAUUAUUGGUAUGCCAAAUGUUGGAAAGUCGACCUUGGUCAAUACUCUUAGAACUGUUGGAUAUAGUUCGAAGUUAAAGGAUUCUAUUUCAAGCAAAAACAGAAAAGUUGCGAAGACAGGUGGUCAGCCUGGUGUGACUAGAAGCACUAGCGAGAUAAUAAGAAUUUCGAAAGAUCCAGAUAUUCUCAUACAUGAUACUCCUGGUGUGUUUUUGCCGACAGUAAAAGAUGUUGAAUCAAUGUUGGCAUUGAGCCUAGUGGGAUGUGUUCACUCUGCUUUCAUUGAUCCAGUGGUACAAGCAGAUUACUUGCUUUAUUUACUCAAUCUUCAAGACUCAACUGGUUCCAAAUACAAUGAGUAUAUGGAUUUUCCUACAAAUUCUAUAGACGAAUUGUUAUACAACAUAGCAUUGAAGCGAAAUAAAUUAAAAAAAGACAACACUUAUGAUGAAUUAGGAAUGGCUCUUCAUUGGAUAAACCUUUGGAAACAAGGACGCAGUUCGUGUUAUAAAGGCUUGUUUGAUCGAGAUGCGAUCCAGGAAAUUGAUGCUGAUACAUUAAAUGAAGGGAUUAGUCAAGAAAGAGAUAGAAUUACUAAAAUGUCCGUGAAUUCAAAAAUCACAAAUAACUUAGGCAAAGACGGCUUGGCUCUGUCAAAACACAGAAAGAGGACCGCUAAAGAUAGGGAGUUCGAUUUAAAGAACCAAUUAUUUAAAUUGUAA